GAAUCGCCCCCCAUCAUCUUCCCCGAGGAUGCUUUGGAUUCUGGCGACGUAGAUGAGGGUUUCUACGCAACAGCAGAGAUGAAAAGAAGAUCUGGGGAAAUUAUCGCGAAAGGCUUUGUUGGCGUUAAUAUCGAAGACCCCUGUUCGGCAGAUCCUCACUCUGUAUAUGAGGCCACAGGAACUCUCUGUGCAGGUCGUCAAAUACCUGAACACUCGCGAAAUAGGGCGUCUUGCUCAGACCUCUCGACACUUUGCCGCUGUAUGCAAGGAUGAUUACCUGUGGAACCUGAUUGCUGUCCGCCGAUUUGGCGGAAGUGGAACCUCUGUCGGUGGCACUGGUCAUCUCGAUCUGUAUAGAAGGCUCGUGUCGGAAAACUCACUUAACGUCCCUGCCGAGAAACUCAACAUCAUUUGGAAUAACGGCCAAUGGUGGAAAAUCAUCGAAUCGCCCGAAUCGCAUUCCGGCAAAGUCGCCCUCCUCAACGCAGCCUGGUGGUUUGACGCCCGCUGCGAGAUCAAAGGCGUCCCUCGCGGCAAAUACAUCCCAACGUGGCGCGUCCAGUUUCAUCAGCGCACGGGAGGUCUCGACGGCAUCCAAUUCCGCGUCAGCGUGAAAGGUGCCGGGGAUGGGAUCGAACAUGGCAACGUUGUAUCCGAGACACACAUGUCGCAACUUCGUCCGGAGAGCCCUACCACCUCCAAUGCCGGACCCCUGUCAUUCCGAUUCGUGCCAACCGUAUUCAUGGCGCCUCAGGAUAGCACUACCCCGCAAUGGGUGGAGCUGACGAUGCCGCCGUUGGAUGUAGGAAACUGGUCUGGUGCCGCACCGUACUGGUUAGUUGAAAUCGAGGCGACCGACCACACCAGCACCUACAAGUACGGACUGCUGAUCGACUGGUUCCAACUGGUUCCGCAACGGGCGGAAGUCGGUCCCCGAAACGAGGCUGAGCCGUCCGCGCCAACUCCCACCGUCACUGAAAGCAAAAGUCCUCAAACACCUUCCAUUCUCCCAAAGAAACUCCCCUCCUCCAUGAUAUAUCAAACCAGAUCAACAGCGGGGAGGGCGUCUCCUUCUACAUGGCUAUGGCUACCGCUGCUGUUGCUCUGUAUGCUGGUAUCGACAGUUAUGGCGAACGUAGAGAAAAAGUUGUUUAUGCCAAGGAAAGUACAAUCUCUCGAGAACAUGUCAGCCAUCUGCACACAGUGGAACAUAUCAGAGGAUGUUGCCGUCACAGAGCUGAACGGGCCGACUUGAUCUUUGGGGCAACAUACUUCUAUGGAUCUUUAGUUGCAAAGCAGAAGCACAAACCAGGAUGUCAGCAUCUGGACGCAGUAGCGA
This is a messenger RNA of Fimicolochytrium jonesii, 1339 nucleotides long. RefSeq lists its product as uncharacterized. The transcript has 5 exons. The coding region runs from base 167 to 1255 and encodes 362 amino acids. Lineage: Eukaryota; Fungi; Chytridiomycota; Chytridiomycetes; Spizellomycetales; Powellomycetaceae. The record is from RefSeq and is a predicted model, not a curated record. Gene Ontology annotation, molecular function: protein binding.